Molecule: messenger RNA, 11953 nt
Organism: Toxorhynchites rutilus septentrionalis
Lineage: Eukaryota; Metazoa; Arthropoda; Insecta; Diptera; Culicidae
Gene: orb2
Product: cytoplasmic polyadenylation element-binding protein 2
Exons: 9
Coding region: 981-3641 (886 amino acids)
Biological process (GO): negative regulation of cytoplasmic translation
Cellular component (GO): synapse; cytoplasm; neuron projection
Molecular function (GO): translation factor activity, RNA binding; ribosome binding; mRNA regulatory element binding translation repressor activity
Source: RefSeq, a predicted model, not a curated record
CAUUCGCACGAAAGGAUGGCAGUACGAGGUUUCUGACCAGCGGCAGCAGAACGUAGCAAAACUUCACUCGGUGCGGUCGUAACAUCAGUGGCAGAGUAUCCCCGUACUUGUUUGUGGCUGGUCCCAAACGCGUUCUCGGGUUUUCCCCCCACAAAAAAAAAAAAAAAAACAAAUUAAACUCAAGAAAACGCAUCGAAUGUGGGUCUCUUAAAUAUCAGUGCGAAAGUCAGCAGCCAGUCCUCGCUACAGUGCACAGUGUAUUUUUUCUCACAAGGCUUUCGGGACAUACCGCCGCGGAAGGAGUAGCAGCAGUAGUGCAAUCCGGACGAACCCUGUUCUCCAACCAAGUGUUGUACAAAUUUAACAGGUGUUCAAUUGCACAGUUCCCUCAGAAACCUGGAGCGGUCGGAAACGUGGGUGCUUAUCUGAAACCAGACAGAAUUUGUAGAAAAGCAGUGAGAGUGUGCGUGAGUGAAUGUGUUUCAGGACACCCUGAAACGAUAAAAACAGUGUAUUAGCUAAUCGAGAGACUUUAAGUUUGUUUGUUAUUUUUUUGCUAUAGUCGUUCGCGUUCACCCCAAGAUUUUAUGAACAGCCAUUAGUUGGCAGUGAGAGUUAGUGUUUUCUUCUGAACAUAACUUUUUAAAAGGCAAUCCGGAGUAGUUAAUGUUGAUGUAGUGCGAAUCGCGUUUUUAAACACUAGUGAAAUUGUUUAUUUUUCUACUUCCAAGCGAACAGUUAGAGGCCAAUAUAAAUGUACAUAAAUCCGUUUGUGAAAGAAGAUACAACAGUUUGAAAGUUUGAAAUUAUUAUCGUUAUCGGAAACAAGGUUAAAAAGUAUAAUACUCGUAAGCCAAUCGUUGUUCGGUCAAGUAGUGAUAGCAAGUCCAAUUUUCGACGACGUAAAACAGUGUGUGUGUAGAAGGACAUUUGACUCAUUUUUUUUGUGAAUUACGGUGAGACUCUAAACAGAAAUCUAAAUGGAUGAUUUUCUGUACGGUGGUUCGGUCAUGGGAAAUGAUUCGAGCGUAUCGAAUCAAUCGCUGCUGGACACGUUGAGUAUCAACAAUCUGCUCAACAUGAAGCAUCUUACGAACGGUGCGAGCAGCGGCGGGAAUGGCUGCGAUGGUCUGAGUCCCUCCGUCUCAGAACCAUCGAUGUCCGCUAGCCCGAAUUCCUCCUCGCUCAUGCUGGACUCCAUGGUGGACAACAACAAUGGCGGCAGCUCGUUGAGUGCGAAGAAUUGUAUCAUGCCGGAAACUAGCAGUGCCGGAGGCAAUUCCGCUAUCGAUGAGUCCGGGCUUUUGAUCACAUCCAGCAACACGUCAGCAAGCGUUCCAACCAUUACGACACCUAUUGCGUCCGAAUGUCAGCUAACGAGUCCAUCGAACGUUAAUACUCUAUCGUUGCAACUGACCGCGCCACAAUCGGAUGACGACACAUCGACCUCUUCUCUGUUGAAUGGCGGAGGAUCGGUAGCUUCGCCAAUUGCUUCGCUGAACAGUCACAACGCCACGCACCACAGCAACAACCCGAACUCCGCUAACAACAAUCUCCUGAUAGAGAAUUCCGAUCUGCAUCUUACGAGCGCUGCUGAAGAACUUAGUCUCAAGGCUGGGGACUUGAGCUGUCUGAACGUUACUUCCAGCCUGAUGAACGGCGGAUCGUCUUCGCAAAUGGGUCUUCCUCCGAAUGGGUUGAACUUUGGCAGCACCUCGGACCAUAGCCCUUGGUCCAGCAGCAUAGACGACAGCCCCGGCUCGCAUCUUUCCAUCAACGAACUCGGUGGUUUCCAGAGCUAUUCGAGUAACCAACUCUACAAUGGAGCGGCUGUUGCUGCUGCCGCAGCCGCUGCGGCAGCCCAACAGCAGCGCAGGGCCAUCACUGCUUCUCACGGAGGCUUCUCCCAUCAUGAGUUGUCUCCAAAUAGUGCAGUGGCUCACACGUCCGGUCCGAAUCAUAUGCUGCAGCAUUCGAGCGUCCAAAGCCAGCAACAGCAGAAUCAGUUCAAAGACAACUACCCCACCUGGACUAAUCCUGCUCCUGCUGGUUCCUGGUCCCAGCAGCAGCAACAACAUCAGCAACAACAACAACAGCAGCAGCAGCAGCAGCAUCCUGCUCAUCUGCAGCAGCAAAACUCCAUGAACUCAUGGAACCGUGGUCGUUCGGUUCCCAACAUGAACCUUGGCAACAGCCUCACUAGCUCUCUUCAAUCCCGCAAAGCCCACAAUUCCAAUCCACAGUCCCAAGUUCUCUCCCCGUACGGAAAUCAUAUGCAUCAACAGCAGCAACAGCAACAUCAUCAACACCACCAGCAACAACAGCAGCAGCAGCAGCAAUCCCAUCUCCAGCAGUCGCUCAGUGUUGCCUCGAACCUUAUCAACUCCCCCUCCAAAUAUCGCCGCAGCACAUCCUACCCGGGUAAAUCCAUCUUGCCCAAUUCGUCCGUCGGAGGCGGCUUCGGUGGCGGUCCGUUGGAUACCAUUCCACUGGACGACUCGCGGGAUUCGUUCCUGUCAUCCUAUCAGGACCGCACCGGAUUAAACAAUGGAUUAGAUAUGCGUUCACUCGAGCACUGCCUCAGCGAUAUCAUGCGGAACGUCGGCGAAGCUUCCCAGCCGGAUCAUUUGAAAGGAUUCCUCAACUGCAACACAAACGCGUUGCAAUCACUAGCUCAACUGCAUGGCAAGCCAUUCUUCUCCGGAUUGGACGAACAAAUUUCCGAUGAUGUGGGAGGCUUUGGUGGUAAUCUCAACAACCACCAUCACCACCAACACCAUCAUCACCAUCAAUUGGGCAGCCUGGGAUCACCUGCUCGUUCGUCACCCCACUCGAACGGGUCAGAAUCGACGGAACGCUUCUCUCGGAAAGUGUUCGUCGGUGGUCUCCCGCCGGAUAUCGAUGAAGAGGAAAUCACCACGUCAUUCAACCAGUAUGGAGCACUCGUUGUCGAUUGGCCGCACAAGGCUGAAUCGAAGUCCUACUUUCCACCGAAAGGCUAUGCAUUCUUGCUGUUCCAGGAGGAGCGUGGUGUUCAGAAGCUGAUCGAGACAUGCCACCCGGAGGAUGACAAACUGUACAUUACAGUUUCGUCGCCCACAAUCAAGAACAAGGCAGUACAGAUUCGACCAUGGCGUCUGGCCGACGCAGACUAUGUGCUGGACGCUUCGAUGCCGCUGGAUGCACGCAAAACUGUGUUUGUCGGUGGAGUUCCAAGACCACUGAAAGCAUAUGAACUGGCUACCAUUAUGGAUCGUCUGUACGGAGGCGUCUGUUAUGCUGGUAUUGACACUGAUCCGGAGUUGAAAUAUCCUAAGGGCGCUGGAAGAGUAGCAUUCUCCAACCAGCAAAGCUACAUCGCUGCUAUCUCCGCUCGUUUCGUGCAGCUCCAGCAUGGCGACAUCGAUAAACGUGUCGAGGUAAAACCAUACGUGCUAGACGAUCAGAUGUGUGAUGAGUGUCAAGGGCAGCGUUGUGGCGGCAAGUUUGCGCCAUUCUUCUGCGCCAAUGUUACCUGUUUACAGUAUUUCUGUGAGCACUGCUGGGCCCACAUUCACUCGCGCUCCGGACGCGAGUACCACAAGCCCCUCGUCAAGGAGGGUGCUGACCGUCCCCGGGCAGUGCCCUUUCGCUGGUGUUAACGCCAGCCCCCACGAUCUGUAUCGACAGCAGCGGGAAGGACAGCAUCAUCUGCCUUCGCAAACGCGACGUCGACGAGAUCGAACUACAACAAUCAUUACCAACAGCAACAGCAACAUCACAAUAGCCACCAACAACAGCAGCAGCAAUUUCAUCACCAUCAAUCAGCUGCUGGCAACAGUAUCGGUUCCCCCGCCGGUAACUUCCACACCUUCGGCCAGUCGUCAACCUCCUCUAACUAUGUACCACCACCGCCGUCGUUUCCCUGGACCAACAACACCAACCUAGGUAGCAGUGGUGCCAGCGGUAGCGGGUUCAGCACCAAGCCGAGGCACCAUCUAGGCCGGGUGCCAACUUCGGGUGGUUUUUUGGCACCACCGCCUAUGCGCUACAACGGCGCCGCAAGCAGUGGUGGAAGCAGUAACGGCUCAGUGCUUAUCUCUAGCAGCGGCAGUAGCAGUCCUUCCUCGAUUCGCUGCAGCAGCUCUAUUGAUCAGGCACUUUCCAGUGCGGUGGUGGGUUCGGUUAGUUUUAGUAAAAAGCAAGAAGACAUCGUGAAGCAACAUCAGCGAACGUUGCAAUAGCGGCAGUAAGUAGCCGCGCCAACAGUCGAACGAUAUCGUCACACACGAUCCUCCAUUGGAUCGGGUAUUGCACUAUGAUAAUGUGAAAAGACAGUAUUUUCAUUCGAGAAACGAUUUUUAUAAUCCAUAGAAAUAUUCGUCUUUUCUACUUCUUCUUAUAGAAUAUCUAUUCAUAGGGUUAUAUAUAUAUAUAAAAACAAACAAAGGUUUUUUUUCGUAAAGACUUUCAUCGAAUCAUUCAAGAAAAAAUGAAAUGUUAAGGGAAACUGAUACAAGAGAAAACUUUAAUAUACCCGCUCUCACCCUGAAUAAGAUAAAAUGAAUUAAAAAGGGAGUCAGGGAAAUCGAAAUACAGAGAACAUAUUGCGUUAAUAUUAGACAAACAAAUGGUGGAUACUGUUUAUAAUUCAUUCACUUUUUUAUAUUGAGACGCGUUUCCGUUAACUUUUUGUAUGAAAACAAUUUAGAGGACUAACUAGUAAUGUAUAUUUCACACAAGAAAGAAAUUUGUACUGAACACUAGCUGCAACAAAAAAAAACCCGAACAUUCGCAUGUGAAUGAAGAAAUUAUUCGGAAAGAAAGCAUUCUGCAGAUGGAACGAUGAAAAUAAAACGAAACAGAGACAGAAAGCAUCUAUCCCAAAAAUUAGAAUAAAACAGAUCAGUUCUUGUGAUAACUAUUUUUGUAGAUACUGAAAAAAAUCGUCACCGAUCGGAAAUUAAACAAACGAAAAAAACAAACAUCUCAUGAAUACAGAAACACACAUAAAUACGAAUAUCAUCGCGCAAUUUGUACUAGAAAACCAAGCCAAGGCAUAAGAUGUUCUUUUUCAAUUGUGAAACUAUAUUUCAUCCUAGAAAGCGGGUAACAGAUAAAGAAAGAAAAUAAUCAUAAGCGGAGUUUUACAAUGAGUUCACGAUCAAGACGAAACUCUAGGAAAAUUAGCCAAUUUUUAUUAGUCAAAUUUUGUUGUUUAUUGCGGAUAUUACUAGCGUUGUAUAAAACGCAUCUAAAUUUGUUAAUUUUUUCGAAGCCCCUGUUGAGCUUGGUUCAUUUUGUUUUUUGAUAGCGAGAGUUGGAUUAGUUAGAAGCAACAAUUGCCUCUGAUGGCAAGGCGAGAAAGGAAUCUCGAAGCACGAAAAAGAACAAGAUUUAUUUUAAUGAUAAGCAGUAGGGUGCAGUGAGAGAAAAUUUACGAAUACUAAUAGUGUGUAUAUGAGCCCGAAUCAACUGCUUUUGUCGGAAUGUUGUUGUGUCUCUUAAAAAUUUUAGGAUCCCAGAAAGGAAUUUCGCUGCUAGUCAUCUUUAGAUAUGGAGACUUACGCUAGGACAUGCAACCCCCCCUUAUUCCACGCGGCGAGUGACGUGAGAUAGCAAUGUUUCUAGCUUCAUUGUGGAAGCUACCUUCCCUUUCAACUUCUUUUUGAUACCCGAGUCGAUAACAUAUGCGGACACGACUCACCUAGUGACAAAUUAUAGUCACUCCAUUCGCCUACGAGAAUGCAGUGACUUGAGUCAUCUCACCUCAUUCGCCGCGCGGUAUGAAGGUGAUCGUCUUCUCCCAGUUAAUCAACAAGCAUAGCAUAACAAGCCAAACGAAGCAAUGUGUAAAUCGAAAAUGCGAGGCCACUUCUCCAACAUCAUCAUCAUUAGCGUCCACAGCUCCCGUCUCGGGGGCACCGGUAAGGCGUCGUGCACAAAUUACGUAACGCGAUAAGGGGGGAGGGGGGUCGAGGUUGCGUUACUUUCUGUGUCUUAGAUAUAGGAAAUUACGUUACGUAGGGGGUGAGGGGGUCCAAUAUCCGGAUUUUAGCGUUACGUAAUUUGUGCACGACGCCUAACGACGAAGAAAAAUUCUACGCACAGCUAGAACGUGAAUACGAUCGCUACCCAACACAUGACAUCAAGAUUGUGAUCAGUGAUUUAAGCCGAGAUAAAAAAAUGUAAGGUGGGAAGAUUUUUAAAUCUGUAACGUCACUGAUCUUGUUAAUGUGUGUUAAUUUUAUUAUAAUAUUCAUUUUUGUAGCAUUUGAGUAACUGACUUUUAUGCCUUGUAUGUGAACUUCCUAUCUUCAUGGCUACUCAUAAAAUCAAAGCUUACCACAAUUAAAACCCGUGAAUCUUCCCACCUUCUAUUCUUCAUCUCGGAUUUAAAAGCUCAGGUCACCCAAGAGGAGGAGCUCGUACCGGUAAUUGAUUAUAUGGUUCAGCGCCCAUUCGCGAGCCACCGAAAAUGGUCUAAGAUUCAUCCAGGGCUAUUCUGCGUGUCGUGUGAGGUGUGAUGAUAAUUGUCACAUCAUCAUCACGCAAUUCUUCUCACUCUAUUCCGACAGUCGUAUCGGAUGCUGCGAGAGGUUCAUGUUAUAGUGAGUGUCAGAAUGAACUGUAUGUGACGUGCUGUUCAUUCUACUGGUUCUUGAAUCAGAUCAGAGAUGUCACAAUCGCAGAUAUGUCUGCAAAUUUGAACUUUGAAAUUAAGUCACAAACUUUUAUUUUCGAUGUAGAGUAUCAUUCAAACGUGUUCGGAAAAGGCACCUUUGGAUUCGUUCGAGCCCGGUUGAACGAAUUCAUUUUCGAAUGUAAACACUGUUGAGAACGACGGUAUGUUGUCGACAUAUGGAUACAACAAUUACUUAAAGCAUAUUGUCCAGACCGUUACUUGACAUAUUUUCUAUAGUUGUUCUGAUGUUCUCAAAAAAACUUCCCAUCAUAAUAAAAAAUUAUCUUCAGAAACAAUUUUCGUGUAAGUUUUCUUCACCACUUGCAGAAAAAAAAUAUUUUUAUCUACAUAAAAUACUAAUUUGAUUUGAAACAGUUAAUGUUCAUUGAUAAGUUUUAUUUUAGAAAUGUGUUCAUUUCGCCUGAAAGCCGAUUAUUGUCAUUAUCGCUUCCCGAAAUCGUAGUACGAUGCUCAAUAUCGUCGUCAAGAUAAUAAACAGUUGAGGUUUCGCAUAGUUUUAAAAUCUGAGAUGUUUUGUGGAAAAUGCCUCUUUUUAUUUCUGCUAUUAAUCAGAUUCUAUGAAUAGUUACAUUUGGAUCAUGUAGUACUAAACAGCAAAAAUGUUGCCUAUUUUAUAACAAAUUAUAUUUUUCUAUUAUACUUUGUCAUGAAAUCUAAUUUGAGAGUAUUUACUAUAAGAACAUUAUGUAGAAGUAUAUUUUCAAAUAUUAUUGUCAACCCUUCAGAAUUGACCAAUCAGCAGUUGGUCCGAGUUUGACAGAAAUCUGGUUCGGAAACGACGAUCUAAGCCAACGCAAAAGACCAUAUUAACGCAAAUUCUUGGUGAGCGGGAAGGUAGAUUCAUGUGCGCUUGAAUGCUGACAAGGAAAUGAGUACAAGGGAAAAUAAAAUCAUACAUACACACAGAUUGAGUCUAUUUUGACUUGACACUCGUUAUUUUGUUUCGUGCGAUCCUUCCAAAGGAGUAUUCAUUCAUUGAAUGUUGUGUUUCUACUUCUUGUUUAGUUAUGUUCACUCUCAGUCCCGAAUGAAGAUGGUCGGAGAGUUAAAAUUGAUUCAUCGUGCAAUCUCACGAUUGCUUACUGCAUUCUUUGCACCAUGAUUAUUCCAAGCAGAUACAAGAGUGAUUUAUAAUUAGGUGUGGAGAAAUGAGCGAAUGAACUUUUCCAUACUUGGCUACAGCCAAUGCCGCAUCUUUGCGCCUAAUUUUCCUUGACUUGUUGGCUCAAACAUGUUUGUUGCGUAUCGGACACAUUUUGCGGAAUUUGCAGCCAUUUAUGUGCGAUAUUUAGUUUGCUCAAAAAGCAGAGUGAAUCGGUUGUUUGCAUCCUGUAGAGUUUUACGCUCCCGUGUGUUUUGGUCGUAGCUGCUGCUCCCUACGUUUUCAUUUCAACGUUUAAUUCUUGCUCUGGUUCCGUCUCCUGGAAUGGAUAUAUUGUUCGAUGAUGAUGACUCGCGGUUGGGUUCGCUGGGUGUAAUUGAUUUAUUUAAUGAAAAUAUCCGCCCGAUCGAGAAAUACCAGAUUCACUUCUCCAUCGAUGAUACGUGGAUUGACAGCGGGAAUACGGUGAGAGUUCAUUUGUGUUUAUUCAAGUGAGGUUUCUCAGGUCAUUCGUAUGGUGGAAUCGGGUGACAUACGCGACAAUUAUCAUCUCACCUCACACGCAGCGCAGAAUCAGAUCGAUCGACUUCGCUCCCUCCAAGAACAUGGCGGUACGCAUUGAGCAACUUCUUCCACGCUGCCUUCAAUAUCGUUGCACCUGGUUGCACCACAGCAAACGGAAACACAAAUUGAGUGGAACGCUGACAUCAAUUCAGAUCACUAUCUGUGGAAGGUUAACCUAAACUGUUAUAUAUAUAUAUAUAUAUAUAUAUAUAUAUAUAUAUAUAUAUAUAUAUAUAUAUAUAUAUAUAUAUAUAUAUAUAUAUAUAUAUAUAUAUAUAUAUAUAUGUAUAUAUAUAUAUAUAUAUAUAUAUUGAUGUUCUCAGGAUUAUUCGUUGAAAAUCGUUGAAAGAUGCUCAAGACCACCUAGGAGAUUGAAUGAUUACAUCCGGCACUGAAAUGGAAAGGAAGAUGCUAGUUUGGCUUAUCAGUUUACAAAUCGAGCGACCAUUAGUUUGAUAACUUAAAAAUGGAUACAUCAUGAAACCAGUAUGAAAUUCAAUGGACACAUUGUAUUCAGUAAUCAUUUUGAAUUAAAAAUGAAAGAAUAAUGCGAACAGAAAAUAGAUAGAAUCAAUAAUAGAUCACAAAAAUUUACUACAUAUAUCCUGGGCAAAGAAACGCAAAACGAAGCGAAACAAGCCGUGUACAGUAGACGAAAUACAAUUGCAACAAAAUGAACGCAAAUAAUCUCAUGAUCAGAUUAGCAAAUAUUUCUAUUUUUGUACUAUUUCAUCCCUCGAGAGGAACAAGAAAAAACAAAAACUAUGGUUAUCCACCUUCCACCCCAGGGUGGAACAAUAGCAAACCUUGCUCUCCCCUAAACUAUAUAUUUUUGUAACGGAUGAAUAUCUCCUCAGUCCCCCAUCCCCAUUUUUGAAAAGUAUAGAAAACAAAGAAAAUCCCACAAAUGUCACACACUGAGACGGAACCAUUCUGCAACCGUAAUCUUCCAUUAGCGAGAGAAAAGAGAGCGAACAUUGAACAAUUGAAUAGCCCAUGUCCAGAAAAAAAACUUCUGCGUGAAAUUGAACACGAAGAGAGGGUAAAGUUUUGGGUAGUGAUCCCCGAUUUUUGAAAUUAAUCGUUCAUCCACUAAUCGAAUACUUUUCAGCAGUUUGUUAUUCGAUACGAUUAAUCGCCCCAAAUAAUCGAUUAAUCGAUUAAUCGUCAUACUGAGAGAAAUAAUUAGUUAGACUAAUAUCUCUCUUUUGUUAGAAAGCCAUCUGGAAACAAAAAAAAGUGUUCAUUUCGCCUGAAAAUCAAUUAUUCUCUUUUACGUUCCCCUAAACUCGUAAAGGAAGCUUAAUUCGCGUUGACUGCAAUGAGCUUCGUUUACGAGUUUAGGGGAGCGCCAAUGACAAUGAUUGAUUUUCAGGAUAAAACUGCAGUGAUCGUACUUUUUUUUUGCUCUGGGCUUGGAUCGAUUAAUCGACGUAAAUUAUUCGUUCGCUACGAUUAUUGGUUGUUCAGUAUUCAUUCGAUUAAUAAUCGAUUUCUGUAGGAAGUAUUCGAUUAAUCGAUUAUCGGAGAUCACUAGUUUUGGGUAAUCGAGGGCAACUUCGUUUAAUACAAUAUGUUUACUAUUUCGGUGAAUAUUUAGAUUUUCCUUCGAGUGGGGAAAUGCCGGACAAGGGAAACAUUUAAUCAGAGCGUGUUUCAAGGUUUCGCAUGCGACAGAGGGAACUCAUAUAGUUUAUACUUCGAUAUAUUCGGCGUAGGCAAAAUCGUUUUUCAAUUUCAAAUUAGAGAUAUUUUCCAAAAAAAAAACCAUCCCGCGUAGAGAUUUCAUUGUGGGAGAGAUAUAAAUAACAAAUGCUUUUGAACGUUAAUGUGUUCAUCGAGUAGUGCUAUUUCAAACACGGACAAAACAAGAUUACAUGAACAACAAAAAAGAAAAUGGUAGAACAGAACUCUAUAUUUUUAACUAUUUUCGAAACACACACGAUUCACAUCAAACCGAUCGAAAACAAACUAAAGGGGUAACAAAAUACGAAUCUAUCAAAUAAAAUCAUAGCAAUGCUGACAGAGAAAUGUCGUAAACAGUACUUGCACAGUACAAAGCAAGAGGAUUAAUAUUGAAACGUAGAUACAUUGAAUCUUUUAUAGCUAUUUUUCAACGUUGUGUUUGAGUUUGAGAGAAGAAUAACUUCAAUGUUUUUAAUUGCAGAAUCGCCACGAAAGUCGCGUGGUUAUGUGUUUUAACUUACCGUCGGAUCUAAUCAAUUUAGAGAAAUAAAACAAACAAACGUUAGCAGACGAAUAAUAUUCCCACUGAUGAAACAGUAAGAAAGCAAAGGAAAAACAAAGAGGCAACAAACAAAAAACAAAUGCUUUCGUACCUGAGAUACGCAUCCCAAAAGUAGCAGCAGCAUGAUGAUAACAAUGAAGCAACGAGAAAAGUUGGGAAAACAACAAAUAGGGAAUGGAGACAGAUUAGGACUAUAUUUUUAAUACACGAAAAGGUAAAUCGAUUACGUCUUUGUCUCUGGGUUGCAUCGGAAAAUUCGAUGAAAACUUCUUUCGUAUCGAUUUUGGGAACUGUCUACUUUCCACGUUACUGCUUGCGUCUGAGAAUGUUUCGUUCUUUUGAAGCAGUGAACAAAGUCAUAGAAGGAUCGAGACAACACACAACUUUAGGCUGAAUUCAAACAGCUGUUUUGUACGAACCGGAGAGUUCUCAUUGAGAGGGAGAAAAAAAUAAAACAUAUAUCCAUAAAAGACAAAAACAUAAAGAAAUUCAUAGGAAAUUGACGAGAAAAAUAAAAAUAAAUAACAAGUAUAGGGAGUUACAGUUUACGCUCUUUUUUCUACUAUUUGUAUGUAAAAUCUAUUAUAGAAAAAAAAUGAAGCAAAAAUCAAUAAUAAUAGUAAAUAAUAAUAACGGUAAUGAGUAUGACGGCAAAAGGUCGAAACAGAAUAUAAAACCAUCGUUUUUGUACUUUAAACUCAAAUAAAUUCAAACAGUAAAAAGAAACCAAAAAAAAUAAUUCAGUAGCGAACUGAUAAGGGAACGUUAGUUUUUCCUAUAAAAAGCUAUAAACAAAUAUCUUAAUGAGAAUGCUUAAAGAUUAAGAGAACUAGUGACGGAGAUAAACAUGUUACGAUUUCAGUGAGAGCAAAUCCCGCAUGAAAACCACGAAACUAAAAGAAUGAGCAAGUAGUGCUUCAGGAUACUUUCUGUCCUGUUUUAUAUAAGAAAAAAGUUCUGUUUUGUACGGCAAAAAGCGGAGACCCCAAAAACACGGACCGAAACGUCUCUUGGAAUUUCAGAAUUUUCUACGAUUGUUUCAUAUCCCGCGGAAAAAAGCGAAUACUCUCUUCUGGCCUACUUUUUGGCAUCUGUGUCUGCACGAAGAUGGAAUAUAAUCAAUGUUAAACGUCAAGCAUUUUGAAUAUCCAAACCAGUUUGAAUAGAAAACUUUUUGAAUAGCCAAUAAUGUGAACUUUCGCAAAAAAAGAAGGAAACAAACAAAAAAACAAAUCCAACUGUUACCAUUCAGCCUAACAAAUCCAUUUCGCGAGUGUAUAAAAAAGAUGUAAACAGCACUGGCAAAAAGAGGAUACAUUCGACUGCUGUACGCAUCCGUUUUGUUUGAGAAGGA